Didymodactylos carnosus is the source of this 1740-nucleotide messenger RNA. The record is from the annotation of a GenBank genome assembly. Lineage: Eukaryota; Metazoa; Rotifera; Eurotatoria; Philodinida; Philodinidae.
AUGUCCUUCGAUUUACGCACCAUCAAUAACGAGGGUGACAACAAGAAUAAUAAUUCAAUUGUUACAUACCAUCGUCGUGACGCACACUCUGAUUCUAAUGUCUAUUAUACAUCGUCAGCGGUCAUCAAUAUCCAGCAGGUUCAAACUGAUCUCCAUGCACAGCAUCAGCAUGAGAAACAUGCACUAGCUGACUUGAAUCAACGUCUUCGUCUGUUCGUUGAUCGUGCUCAACAGUUGGAAGCACAGAAUUCAAAAUACAUUGCGCAACUUGCAAAUUUUCGACGACAACCGUCCGGUAUCAGUAAUAUUGACGCACAAUCGACUGAACGUUACGUUCAUCUGCAGUCUGAUCUCACGACGAUUAGCUAUGCAAAAGUUGACUACGAAUUCGAUUUCGAAGUGUUCCAAAUGCAGAUUGGAAUAUAUCAGCAACUGAUUGAUGUUGAACAACAGUGGAAAGACGAUGGACGUUUGAAACUGGAACAGGAAUUAAAGCAGUUGGGGUCUGUCCUCAUCACUCUACGUACAUCCUAUGCAGAAUUGGGACGGGAAGUUGAGAGUCUCAGUGCAACACGUGAAGAUAUAUUCAAACAGUAUCUGAGACUGAUACAUGAUUGGUGCAGCAUGAAGAAACAACGAAAGAGAUGGGAUCUGAGUCUGCAAACAUUGAAGAGUCACAUUGUGUUUUAUAAGAAUUUACGUUCGUAUUCAGUGCGGGAAUUCGAAUCAGUUCGAUCGGUUGAUGUGGAUCAAUUUCUGACGUUGGAAUUGGAUAAAGCUGUGAAAAAAAUACGUCGUGAUUUUGAAUUGUUGUAUGCAACAAUUCAUCGUGAAAUGACCACGUACUAUGAAACGAAAAUAAAUGAAGUGCAAACAGACGUUGAACAGGCAUUGCACUAUCAACAAAUUGAAAUCGAAGAACUAGUAAUAAGUCAACAGACGCUGCAGGUGGAAUAUGAAGAAGUUCAGAAGACUUUUUCCUAUGAAAAAGAAAUUCGAAUCCAACUCGAAGCUAAGUACGCUAAAUUUGAAUCGGACUUCAGAUCAAUUCAGCUUCAAAAUGAAGAGCGACUUGAAGCACAGUCGAAAGACCUGCAGCGUGUGCAGGAAAGUAUAAUGGCAGUGGCCUAUGAUAUCGAUGAAAUGCGACGAAGUAAAAUCAAUUUAGAAGCUGAAAUUAUUGUAUACCGUCAUCUAUUGGAUAGUAGUGAAAUACACGAGCAGGUGAUGGUUGCCCCUAUUUAUCAGUCAGUUGGAAGUGAAAUGACGGGAAAAUUCAUUGUAAAAAACCAGAACCAUGGAGCAAUUGGCAUUAGUGAGUGUGGAGUUAAAAAAGAGAGAGAAAGAAUGUUAUUAAUUUCUUUUCUUGUAGAAGAAUGUGCUCCCAAUGGCGCAUACAUUAGUUUGGUGAAUCAUUCGACUAGUAAAGAUAUUGAUAUUUCGAGAUGGGUGCUGAAACGACGUAUUGAUUCAGAGCCGGAACUUCGAUAUACAAUACCCAAGGGGGUUCAACUUCAACAAGGUAGAGAAUUAAGAAUCUAUUCAAAGCUAGGUGCUGGUGCUGCUGAAUCAGCAUCAUAUAAUCGUGUCGGUUCUUCAUUGUCAAACCAGGUGCUUGUGAAUAAUGAUCUGGCUUCAUGGGGUGUGGGUAAGUCAAUUGAAACACUUCUGUUUAAUCAGAAUGGCGACGAGAAAGCAUCAUAUUCACAGUCGAUUGCAUAUGGAAGAAACAAUAUAUGA